Eufriesea mexicana is the source of this 1302-nucleotide messenger RNA. RefSeq names its product zinc finger protein 569. The record is from RefSeq and is a predicted model, not a curated record. Lineage: Eukaryota; Metazoa; Arthropoda; Insecta; Hymenoptera; Apidae. The coding region runs from base 1 to 1302 and encodes 433 amino acids. The transcript is spliced from 4 exons.
AUGUCUGGUGACGAUGCUCACCGGAACCGCUGGUAUCGAGAACAGAAUUUUCCCGGCAGACAUUUGGCUAACGAAGAAUUUUUGUUUUCAGCGUAUUGGUACCGGCUACCCGUCAGUUUCGAGACGUAUCCAUGCGACACCUGCGGCAGACAGUACAGGAGGGUGAUAUCGUUGCAGCGGCACAAGAGACUCGAGUGCGGAAAGGAGGCUCAGUUCGAGUGUGUCCUAUGCCAUGCGAAAUUCAAGCACAAGCACAGUUUAUUGAGGCAUUAUAACGUUCACGUGGCGGACGUGAAGAAAUCGAGUUAUCGGCUGCAGCUCUAUCCGACAGAUAGCGAUACGAUCGAGAUACAGCGUACGGCCCCGGUAGCCUUGGAUGCAAGGAAUCCAGACAUCUUCGAACCUGUGCAAACGCCGCGUGGACAAUUAAAGUACAAAUGUCCGAAUUGCAAUCGUUUCUACAUGCGGACUUCUUGCUUGAAACGACACUUGCGAGUCGAAUGCGGUCAAGCGCCGAAAUAUCGGUGCAACGUAUGUCAGGGUUGGUUCAAGCACAAGCACAAUUUGACGUCGCAUAUAAAGCUUCACGUCAAGCAACCGUCCUAUCACUGCGACCUAUGCGCGAAAAAGUUUUACAGACGAGACAAGCUGAUGAACCAUCAAAGGAAAUUGCAUAAAAUUUUGCUCGACGGUCUGACCUAUUCGUUGGAUCAACCACUGCGUCGUGGUCCGGUACGGUGGGAACUCGCAAUGGUCCAAAUGACGCCAUACCAGUGUCCAAAGUGCUUCAAAUAUUUUAAAUCCUCGAAAUCAUGCUGCAACCAUCGAAGCACGUGCGGUACGGACAAGAAAUUUCGUUGCGCUUUCUGUGAUUAUCGGUCUCAUCAAAAGGGAAACGUCGUUCGGCAUCUUGCCACGCAGCAUCCCGAAGCGAAUGACACGGGCGAGAACAAAGCGAUCGAGGAGAACGCCGAUCUACCGGUUCAAGCUUGGAAGAUCCAGGAACAGGGGCUACCGUUCGCCGAGCUGAAGAUACCGAAGGCCUACAACUACGUUGGCAAGAAGCCACCGGGACAAUUCGGUUGCAGCAGAUGCGGAAGAUCGUACAUGAGGAAGGACUCGUUGCAACGACACGUUCAUUGGGAGUGCGGCAAGGAACCCCAGUUUCAAUGUCCCUUCUGUCCUCAACGAUGCAAACGGAAGGCUCACUGGUUGCGACACAUUCGCCGGCAACACUUGGACAAAAUCGGGGACAUGGAGGCCUAUCUGCUAGCUUAUACGCCGAAGCUCGAAAUCGACUAA